This is a messenger RNA of Vanderwaltozyma polyspora DSM 70294, 1038 nucleotides long. It is a transcript of the gene BRR1, whose product is annotated as Brr1p. Bases 1 to 1038 code for a protein of 345 amino acids. The transcript has a single exon. The record is from RefSeq and is a predicted model, not a curated record. Gene Ontology annotation, cellular component: small nuclear ribonucleoprotein complex. Gene Ontology annotation, biological process: spliceosomal snRNP assembly. Lineage: Eukaryota; Fungi; Ascomycota; Saccharomycetes; Saccharomycetales; Saccharomycetaceae.
AUGUCAUCGGAACACGAGACACAGGCUACUGAUUCGAUAUUUGGUCAAAACAGAGCAUUUGCAUUAUCUGAUUCUUUAGUCAAUCCAGAUGUGAUAACAUAUUUGAAUCAAGUGAGAGAAGAGGCUAUUCAUACUAGCGCUAUUUCUGUUCCAAAAAGUCGACUUGUCUCUAAUUCAGUUGAAUUAAAACAUAUGGCAGAAAUGUACGAUGAUGAUCAAGUCGAAUUAAUUGAAACUGGUCCAGAAACAACUUCAGAAACGUUGGUGAUCACAAAUUCUGUAGAGUUGUCCGAUUGGUUUCAAUUCGUUAGGAAACAGAUUUGGGAAGAAGGGUAUAUAUUUGAAGGCUACGACGACGAGACUUUAAAUCUACUAUUAACUUAUUUAAAAAGAUAUUUACAGGCCUUGAAGGAGAAGAGAGGUAUUGUAGUUCAUUUGUUGAACAUCUUAGCUAACCUGACAGAAAUCACGUCGAAUCAUGAUGAUGAGGAAUAUAAUAUUGAUGUCGAGUGGUGUGAAACCAUAUUGAAAAAACUUUCCAAGACUAAAGUUAGAAACUUACAAGAGUUACAACAUUUUGUCAGAAGCUCUUAUAAAUAUACACCCAUGGGAUUCAAACAGUGGUAUCAAUACAUAGAACAGAAUGAACCGUCCCAUUCAAUUUUUAAAAAUAUAGUUAAUGAAACUAGUAUUUGGGUACUUGUACAAUAUUUCUCCAAAGAGUGGACUAAAGAUAUAGCAUCAUAUAAGAGACCCAAAAUUGCAGACAGAAUGGGGCAAUGGUUGUUCUACGUGCUAUUACAUCUUCCAACAAAGCUGACAGCUGAAUACACUAGUGAAUUAAGAAAUCUAGGGAAAAAAUGUCAAAAACUAUUAUCAAAAGGUUCAAAAUCUCCUAAUCAUAAACUGUCACUAACUGGAGAAUUAAAAGAUAUUACGAUUGAAGAUAUCCCUGAAUUUGCCGACCCAUUGGCCCUGACGCUGGCAGUAAUUGCAGAAUUUUAUGGUCAACGAGAUCUAAUUGCUCUCUCGAAAUAA